Babesia ovata is the source of this 4794-nucleotide messenger RNA. RefSeq lists its product as uncharacterized. The transcript is spliced from 2 exons. Lineage: Eukaryota; Apicomplexa; Aconoidasida; Piroplasmida; Babesiidae. Bases 1 to 4794 code for a protein of 1597 amino acids. The record is from RefSeq and is a predicted model, not a curated record.
AUGUAUCAAGGCUCCAAGGAGUUUCCGACGGCCAUUGAAGCUGUGACCACGGCGUUGCAGGAGUGGGACACAAGGCUUCAAAAACGCACUAACGCACUUAAACAAAGACUUAGUGACUUACAAUCUAAUAAUUAUACUAGCUUUAAUGGCGCACUUAAUGAACUUAGCUCACUUAGUGGUGACGCACUUAGUAAGGUCCCUUACCAGUUGGGUGUUUGUAUCCAACACGCUACUGAGCUCCUUGACGCCUUCAAGGUAGCCAAAAAAGCUUACAGUAACCUAGAUGCUGGCCUUCAAAAAAGGCUCAGCGAUUCCGUAAAUAAGGUGGAGUUAGAGGUUGAGAAAUUCCACGCAGCAGCGACCAAUGAUGAGCUGCGCCAGGCGUUGGUGUUUACUGAGGGACAAAUAACGGAGUUGGAAAAGGAGGUGAAAGACAUUGUUGAUAGAAAGGUACAUGGUAUGGAGGAUGCAAUAUAUGCAAAAUUUGAGAAGCAGAUUCGUUGGCCCAUUGAAGAUGUUAAUAAAAAGUUGAGUCAAGUGAAUCGUGAAUUGGAGGAGUGGAUUCGGGAAGCCGGGGGCGUUGUAAGGAAAGCCGUUGAUAAGUGUAAUGUAAUAUUGUUGAAAGUGGAGGAUAGGAAUGGUCAACCAACGGAACUAAAGAAGGCGGCUCAAACUCUACAAACUGAGGGUACAAGACUUUUGACUGCGGCGAAGGAGGCCAAGGAGCAAGUUGAAGCGUUGGUGCCGGCGGCAUUAGGGGCUGUGAAGAUAAUGAAUGAUGCGCUUAAAGGGGAUUUGCAUAAGGUGAGAGAGGGGAUAUUGAAUCAAACCAAACAGUAUGCUACGACGCUGCCUGAACAGAUUCGGAAGGUGGUUGAAAAAAUUACAGAUGAGAUUGCGACACGCAGUGGCACUCCGGAUUCUCUUCUUGAUAUUAUUGAAGGGGUGAAGAAGUAUGCCAAGCAGUUCGAGUCAAAAUUCUCGGCGUCAGUAGAGAAGAUGGUGACGGCAAUUGUGAACGGGGCGGUGGAUCAGUAUAUUACCUGGUAUGUUGGGAGUAACCAAGGUAAGUUCAACAUUGCGAAAUACAAUAAUGAGCCGCAACAACGUGAGGCGGUGAAAAAAGUUAUUCAAUAUUACCUCCCCGGCUACAUUCGAGAUUUAAUAACGGGCGCGGCUUUAACAGCCGGACUUAACGACAUUACAAAUGUAAGUAAGAUAGGAGAAAAUUUUAGAGAAUUCUCUAAAGACAUAAACAGACAGAUUAGCAGUAUUAAGGCUGAAGACGUGGCACAACAAAUUGAGGGUGAGUUGGAGAGGGUGAAGGUGCUAAAUGCUUCUUCUCAAUCCAAAAAAGAAUUUCUCCAGUCCGCGCUUGAGAUUAUAGUAUCAGCAGUCAAUACCUUCAGUACAAAUAUGUCCCAGGAACUCAAACUGCUGAUGGAAACCUGCAGCAUUGUCAACCUGGAAUCAGCUAUGGCAACGGUUAAGGGGAUUGGUGCGGGGAUCGGGCAGUCUCUUACCACCGUUAUUAUCCCUCCCGCAGGCACUAGUGUUACAACGCAAAUUUAUGAUAAGAUUACUCGAAUACUCACCGAACACAUUGGGGAGGAUGAUCUAACAGACGCUUUAGUCAGCCCGAAAGUGAAAGCGGAUAAGGUCAAAAUUGAAACGGGGAAUUUUGCUAAUUAUAAAACGUACGUUAUCCAACCCGUGAAUCCAACUGCACAAGGUAGACUGCCUGAUGAGAUCAACAAAAUUCAGAGCCAGGGCAUGGCUUCGCUUAAUGCAAUUCCGGAGAAUACUGUCUUUACGUGCCAGUUAGAAGCUGUUAACAAGCACCUUACUGAGAUCACUACAUUGGUCAGCGGUGGGAGGAAACGUAGCUUUGCUGACGAUGGUGACAAAGGCGUCAAAAUACUGUUGCAAGAUCUCUGUAAAGGACUUGGCAAUGAUAAAGUGGAGCAUGCUUUUACUCGUGGUCUCGCGAUAAUUAAGACCAAAAUUGAGAACAUUCUGGGCAUUGGAAAAAGCGACGAGCCAAAUACAUUAAAGAAAAUACUGAAAGACGCCGGCAAGUUCUACAAUGAAGUAAUACAAAAGCACGCCGACGACGCCAUCACCGAUAUUCACGGUUUUAUUACCGAGGAGGUAACAGAGAAAAUCAGGAAUAUUCAGCAUAAUGUGAAAGAUCUCUACUAUACCAAGAUUAGUGGAAUGUUCAACGAGAUGAAAGAAAGUGUUAAUUGGGAAAUAAGUGCAAUCGAUAAGGAAAUAAAGAGUGAUCUAUACAGCGGAGUAAAAGGCUUUUUAAAAGGGCUGAGGGGUAAUUUUGAGAUGUUGGGUCUUCCAAGUUUCGAAAAUAGGCUGGGAGCUCUGAAAGAGCGUCAAAACGUUGAUCCUAAAAAUGGAUUUAAUACCCUGUCAAACAACCUGAAGGAUUAUCUCGAUCCGAUUUUAACAUACGUACAAAAUGAUUUAACAAAACAUCUCUCCAACUCCCAAUACCCCUCCCAACUCUCCACCAUCCACUCCGCUGUGGACACCCUCCUCUCCCACCUGUCCACGCAAAAACACUUCGACCACAAGGUCCCCGGAAUGCUCGCGGAACUCAAGACGUCCGUCCAAGCACUCCACUCCACAAACUUCGGCAACCCCGCGUACCCCGUGCUCGACGCUUUCCCCAAGAGCCUGGUGCGCUUCGUCGAGCAGCUGGAGAGGGGGUACGUGAACAGGUAUGAGGGGGGUGAGGAUGCAGAAGAGUUUAAGAAAUUCGUGAAUGAUUAUCCUAAAAACGAUGAGUUGAUCUCUUAUGGUACGAAUUUGUCUAAGGUUUUGCUCACCUUAAUGGAGGGGCUGAGAAAAGAUGUGUUUGAUUUGCAAAAUGAAUGUGGAAAGACAUCUGGUGGAUGGCGGAACAUGAACAUUAUUUCAAGCAAUAAACUUGGCGAAUUCUUUAGUAAUCGUGGUUACCUUGUCUCGAAGGUAAAACAAGACGGUGAGUUGCGGAACCACGAUGAGUGCAAGGGUGAAAAAAUUAAGAGUGAACUUCUUACAAAGAAAAUUACAGAAGGUUCCACAAGUCCGAUCAUAAAGGCGUGGAAGGAAACAAACAAGAAAGAGAAUCCUGAGGAAAUCUCUCUCUUCGACAUUGCCGAUUUUCUCCGCGAAUUUUUCAGAAAGUACUAUGAAGUAUGCCAACAUAUUCAUAUCGAUAAGCCCACGUCACCAUCGAACAUCUAUCAAAUGCUCCAGUGGCUGUCCGGGUUGUACUUUAACCCGAUGUAUGAGAAAGUGAAGGAACAAUUUAGUGGACUUUUUGAUAAGGAUACCAAGCAGUUAUCUGUAGUCGUACCAGACAAAGAGAAACAUACAAAGGACGUAACUCUUAAACCUAGUGAUUUAGACACCCCAAUCCAACAGGUUUGUUUACGCUCGCAACUUGCACUAACCGCCAUCCUAGGUCACGGACACGCAGACGGGCGAUACGCCUGUGACUUCCGCACAAACUUAGACAAAUUAUCGUAUCCCUCUAAUGCAUCAUCAUGCUUAGACAUGCUUGUUGAUAUAUUGAAGAGAGUGUGCUUACAAACAUACUUCCUAUACCUUCAAUGUAAAAACAGCCGUUUUAGAGGCGGGUGGGCCGACUGCCACUAUGGCAGAUACGUAGGUGGGUCAUCAUGGAACUGCAAUGAGUUCCAAUGUGCCAACCUAGAGUGCAAGCUAAGCGGUAACCAAAAUGGUAACCUAAGUGCUGGCCAACGCUGCGAUCAACACCCUAUCUGCGGUGUGAAAUCACCACUUCAAUCGUUCCUUGAAGAUGGAUUACCAGGCUUUCUACCUCAUUCGUUUAAAACUCCUGGUUGUAAGCUUACGUGUAGCCUUCGUAAUCAUAAUGGUAUCCCGUGUAAAACGCCCAUGGGAUUUUCCGACAUUGGUAUUGUAGCCUCUCAUACACAGAAAGGUGCGUAUCUACUUGGUGAACUCAAACAUUUCUGCGGCCCAGAUUCUAAACUCAAUAAGUUGUGUUCUUACCUCAACUGCCUGCUCCGCGUAGCACCGCAGACGCUUAGCGAUAUGUUUGCGUUUUACCAUAGAUUGCUCAGGUUCUGGGGUGACAAGAAGAAAACUUCGGUGCUUAAGAGUGUUGCAUUUGAUGAAGCUGUCCGAAAGGCCAACUUUGGGAACAAGGAAACAAAGUUGGACGUUACAUUCAUUCAUCAAUACGAUAGUCAUUCUAGCAAUACGCAUAAAAAUGGUGAUCUGUUCAGCCUUAUAAACUGCAACCAGAAUAGUAACCCAGUCGUUCCCUGCGGCCCAUAUUUGCAGCCUUUGUCUCUUGAAGGUUGUGAUACAUUUUCCGCAGAACAUCAAUCGGAUUGCCAUGCCAUUGUCAGAUGCAAAAAUACACAUCCGACAUUGUAUGCAUACGGCUUAACCUUUAAAAGCCCAUCCACGCUAUGUGGCGAAAAAUCUGAAACGACGAAACGCACAUGUCAAGAUUUCUGCCAGGUGUUACAGAAGGUGUGUCAUGGCAGAUCAGUACUUGCCGACUUGGUCAUUAACAAAAUUCCAGCAUUCUUGUGGGAGAUAAGAUACAAAUUCUUCUACACGCUUGUGGCCCUCUGGUCCCUCUCUUUGCUCUACCUGCUGCACAUCGCCGUCGUCCGCCUCGACGUCCUCCGCAUACGCUCCCACCUGAGAUCACCCGCAAGCCACCGCAUCGCCGCGCAGUCCCUCCUCGCCGCCGCACGCGUCAAGGCACUCGCCAACGUCAAGUACUUCUCACCAUAA